UUGCUUUUUCAGACGUAAACAACAAGGAAUAACUUAAUCAAAACGCAACCCUAUUUCUAUUUUUCCUUUUCAAUCUUUUCCUUAUAUGCAUUCAAGAGUUCGAUCAAGAAGAGACAAACUUACCAUGAACAGAUUAGUGAUAAUGGCUCCGGAAUCUCCUGUUUUUUUUCCGUCUCCGCUUGUUUUUUCUCCAACAUCGGUCAAAACGCCGUCGUCUUCACCACGUUCAACACCACAGAAGCUGACAAUGGUAGCGUGUCCUUCAAGGAAGGCCAAAGAGACGACUCCGUGUCCUGGCUCCGACACCGUGUUGAAAAGAAAAAGACCACCGAUGCUUGACCUAAAGUUGCCUCCGGUGGUUGCAUCGUGGUGUAGUACGACGGUGAAGACGCCGGAAAAAGCGGAUGAGGUUGUCGAAGUAGAAGAAGAUGGAUUAUACUCUGUUUAUUGCAAGAGAGGAAGACGUGGACCAACAGAAGAUCGGUACGUCGCGGCGGUUCCCGACGAAAGAGUACGUAAAAAGGCUUUCUUCGGCGUUUUCGACGGCCACGGCGGAUCCAAAGCGGCGGAGUUCGCGGCCAAGAAUAUCGGUAGCAACAUUGAGGCGGCGAUGGAGGCAGCGAGGUCGGGAGAAAGUGUUUACUCGGUUGAGAGAGCGAUAAGAGAGGGUUACAUAAAAACUGACGAGGACUUCUUGAAAGAAGGCUCGAGAGGCGGCGCGUGUUGCGUAACCGCUCUUAUAUCUGAAGGCGAGCUUGCGGUUUCGAAUGCCGGAGAUUGCCGGGCUGUUAUAAGCCGCGGUGGAGUUGCGGAAGCUCUUACUACCGAUCACAAUCCUGGUCAAGCAGAUGAGCUCAAAAGGAUUGAAGCAUUGGGUGGUUAUGUUGACUGCUGCAACGGCGUGUGGAGAAUUCAAGGAACAUUAGCCGUCUCACGAGGAAUUGGAGAUCGGUAUCUCAAGGAGUGGGUAAUAGCUGAACCAGAAACAAAAACAUUACGGAUUAAACCGGAAUUUGAGUUCUUGAUCUUAGCAUCUGACGGCCUUUGGGAUAAGGUAACGAACCAGGAGGCGGUUGAUGUAGUUCGACCAUACUGCGUAGAUGUGGAGAAUCCAAAGACACUCUCUGCUUGCCAGAAACUAGUCGAGCUAUCCGGUAAGAGAGGGUCCUUGGAUGAUAUUAGUCUGAUCAUAAUUCAGCUACAAAAGUUUGUGCCAUGAUUCAUUAAACGUAUCCUAGUAUUAAGCUAAACUUUGAUUAAAUUCGGUAGGUCUUAAGUUAUUGGAAAUUUUGUCGGUAAUUUACAUGUAAAUAUAAAUUUCAAACAUUAUUAACUAAUAUUAUUAUUAUUCCUGGGG
Molecule: messenger RNA, 1357 nt
Organism: Brassica oleracea var. oleracea
Lineage: Eukaryota; Viridiplantae; Streptophyta; Magnoliopsida; Brassicales; Brassicaceae
Product: probable protein phosphatase 2C 30
Exons: 3
Coding region: 86-1219 (377 amino acids)
Biological process (GO): protein dephosphorylation
Molecular function (GO): protein serine/threonine phosphatase activity; cation binding
Source: RefSeq, a predicted model, not a curated record